Scophthalmus maximus (turbot) is the source of this 2413-nucleotide messenger RNA. RefSeq names its product dynein axonemal assembly factor 3. NCBI's taxonomy places the organism in Eukaryota, Metazoa, Chordata, Actinopteri, Pleuronectiformes, Scophthalmidae. Bases 142 to 1503 code for a protein of 453 amino acids. Gene Ontology annotation, biological process: motile cilium assembly; axonemal dynein complex assembly. The record is from RefSeq and is a predicted model, not a curated record. The transcript has 12 exons.
CGUGUACUAAUCAAACUCAAAUAUAUCACCGGUGCGUUGUGUCCGACAUGUUUGAAAACUGUUGCCUAGCAACGGGACCUAAACUUUCUAUCGAGGCGGUUAGCUGCAAACUUCACCCAGACGAUAAGAAAGGCUGUGAGGAUGAGCGCUGGACGAGCCUCCGAGGGAGUUGGCUGUAUCACCUGGUGGGGCUUCAGUCCCGCCCUCGACCUGAUGCGGACAGGCCCUGUGAGACGAGAAGGGGAGGUCAAUGUUCUGCUGGUGGGCAGUGGAGAUCCACGACAUAUAUUGAAGACCAUUGCUGGUUUGCGGAGUGAAGAAAGCCUUCAUGUGUGGGUGAUAGAAAACAGCAUGGAGGUGGUGGCGAGACAGCUGCUGCUCCUCUACCUGGCACUGGUGCCACAGGAAAACAUGGGAUUCAAUGAAAAGACAGAGGUUUUCUUAGAGGUGUUUGGAAACAGUGAGAUCCGCAGUCAGACGGAGGAAACACUGAGACGUGCAGCAUCGCAGCUUUCUCUGUGUGUAACCGAAGCAAUGGAGACAGCCGCACACCCCUGUCUGAACACAACCCUCCUCAAGUUCAAGGAGCGAGAUGAGCUGGCCAGGAUAUUCAAACUGUGGAACCCGCCUCAUUCGCCAUCAUCUUCAUCCGAGGGUUCUGUUCCAAUCGUCAUGUCCAAAGUUUGGGAUUAUCGGGUCCGGCAACACCUUGGAACUCGCUAUGACUCCAGGAAAGGCUGCUUCGACUGGGACCUUACAAUGAAACUGCAUGAGAAAGGGGGUGGUGUCAUCAACAAACAACAAUAUGCGCAAUGGAGGGAACGGGGUUUGGCGUUUGAAAUGAGAGAAGGUGUCUACCAAAGUACCAAUCCAAGUUUGCUCUCAUUAAGAGUGUUCCAUCAGAAUGGCAAGAAAGUGGCUGUAAGAGGUUACUGGGGAGACAUAGUAUCCAGUCCUUACCUCUCCUUUGGCAUUGAAACGGAUGACAAGAGCCUACUCCAGACACAGAAUGGGCAACACAUUAAGACAGCCCAGGACGUCUCCUCUGCAAAUGUGCAGGCAUUGUUCCAGUGGCUGUCCAGUAGACGGGGCUGCCCCUCUGCUGCUCAGCCAGAGACGGAGAGGGAGGAGUCACCCGAACAGACAGACCAAAAAUCUGUCACCGUUAAUGACUUGAUGCGUCUGAACGGGAUCUCUGUGACCUUCCUGCCUCUGGAUUCAAUUCACAAGCUGCCAGAAAAAAAAAAAUACUCCCACUUCUUCAACACCAUCUACCUCGCCGCCAGCUGCGUGCACCAGCUGGACCUGACGAUGAAGCAGAUUGCAGCACCAGACGCUGUGGUUGUCAUGGAGUUGGCCAAGUACAUUUUGGAUCUGAACAAAGAGCAAGAAGCGAGCUUUGUGAAGAAAGUGGCGAGCAUCGCUCUGAAUGCUGGAUUUGAACCGUGGCACGAGGAGAAGAGUGACGACGUCCAUGCGGUUUUCAUACCACAGAAAGAGUAAAAGUGGCAACCUUCAGCACGGCUGUUUACUCUGCUCCCACUGUCAGCGUCUUCACAUUCACAACAGGCAACUGACGGACAGUCGAGGUGAUAUUGUUUCACAGCACAGACAAUUUACAAGAUCUUAUGAAGACGGAAUUGUUUUGUCCAUCACAAGGACAUUUUAACAGCUAAUGAGUUGCUAACUUUGCAAAGCAAAUUAUUCAUUUUACUUUCCAUGUUUGGAUUUUCAAGAAUAAUAAUCAGAUUUAAUUUCCCAUGUGAUUGACAUCGAUCAUAAGAGGUCCAUUUUAUUCAUACAUGCAUUUUAAUAAUCGCAGAUGCAAUUGCAAGUUUCAUAUAUUUCAUCAAAUAUUACACAAACAUCUACAAUAUCUGUCUUAGCUUAACUGAUGAACACUGCAAGCUCAUCCUAGCGAACGGCCCUCUUGUUUCUUUGUGCCUCCCGUGUAAGGUCACUUCCAGCGUCCUCCAACUUUCCCCUUGCCAUGGACCUUUUUGCUGCAUCGAUACAAGAAAAAAACUAUGAAACAAAAUCAUAAAUGACAGGUGUGUCUGACUGGGGAUAGAGAGGGAAGUAAUAAGUAGUUCCCUUACUGCCCCGGUCACUUCAUGUAAAUAACUCAGACAUUAUGCAUCCUGCAAAUUGCAAAGUGGCAAAUGUAAAAAAGCCGUGAGUUUGGCAUUUCCUGUGCAUAUGUGACUGUUGCCAUUCAUCUGUGGAAUAUUUGCAUUGUCGAUGCAAAGUAAUCCUCCACAAUGCUCUUCGUCUUUUUCUUUUCUGUGGUGUGUGCGUGUUGUGUCAUCAUGGACUGUGACGAGUAGAUGGACUCACAAUUUCUGAGCAUGCUGGAUUCUGUUGAGGAGAACAUUUAUCUAAAAAAAUAACAAAUAAAAUAAAUGAUAUCAAU